Molecule: messenger RNA, 444 nt
Organism: Gongylonema pulchrum
Lineage: Eukaryota; Metazoa; Nematoda; Chromadorea; Rhabditida; Gongylonematidae
Source: the annotation of a GenBank genome assembly
CCGGUAGAAUGGGUAUCGUUGUGGUUCCGAGUACCAUUCAUGCUUUUGAUUGGUGAUAUUCGGCAAGGAUUGUUUUAUGCCAUAUUGUUCAGUUUUUGGCUUAUUUUUACUGGCGAACAUCUCAUCGACGAUACGUCCAGAAAUAAUCUGAGUUCUUACUGGCGCAACUUGACGUCUGUAUUAGUUGGAUCGGCGUGUUUCUUAAUUUAUGAUAUGGCUGAACGUGGCAUGCAGCUGGUCAAUCCAUUCUUCAACAUAUGGUCAUCCGAAAUGGGCUCACGAUUGGCCUACACGUCAAUUUAUACAGCAUCGCUGUGCGUACUCUUGUAUUUUGGUUUUCUCGCUUACAAAGUAUACUGUGUAUGGAUAACGAUCAGGAGGAAACGUGCUGCACAGCUAUACCGGAACAGUGAAAUUCGACGACUGAAAGUAUACCUUCUUUGA